This is a messenger RNA of Oryzias latipes (Japanese medaka), 3183 nucleotides long. RefSeq names its product epsin 3a (gene epn3a). Gene Ontology annotation, biological process: endocytosis. Gene Ontology annotation, molecular function: phospholipid binding; clathrin binding. The record is from RefSeq and is a predicted model, not a curated record. Gene Ontology annotation, cellular component: endosome; plasma membrane; clathrin vesicle coat. NCBI's taxonomy places the organism in Eukaryota, Metazoa, Chordata, Actinopteri, Beloniformes, Adrianichthyidae.
UUUUCAUUUUUUCACUGUUUGCUUGUUUGCGCGCACGGCCGUCCCAUCUGCGGGCUGCGUCUUUCUGGUUUGCAGUUCUGUGGAUUUGUAAAUAAGCUGAAGUUGGUGACAGAUAGAUCAGCAUUUCUCGACUCCUUUCACAGAAACGGAAUUACGUUGCUUUCAGACCCCCAGCUCUCCUCCUCUCUCCGUGUCCGACGGGCGUCAGGACAUAUGCGGAGAGGCGGGGACGCGUCCUUUCCCACCCAAAUCCUCCCCAAGUCGGGACCCCGCUGACGCGCUGUGGCAUGAAGGACCACAUUUUGUGAACUGAAGUUGGAAAUUCGACUUUUUUCGACUUGACCAGCUCACCUUUUCCUAAGCAGUGACUUGACCUGCCAUCUCUUUACCUGUGCUGCGCGUGAAACCCGACUGCCACCAUGCAGACCUCAUCGAUCCGCCGCCAAAUGAAAAACGCGGUCCACAGCUACACAGACGCUGAGAUUAAGGUCCGGGAGGCCACUUGCAAUGACCCCUGGGGACCGCCCGUCUCUCUCAUGUCUGAAAUUUCAGACCUGACCUUCAACGUGGUGGCCUUCGCCGACAUCAUGAGAAUAAUCUGGAAGAGGCUCAACGAUAACGGCAAAAACUGGCGCCACGUCUUCAAGGCCCUGGUGCUGCUGGAGCAUUUGGUGAAAACGGGCUCUGAGCGUGUGGUCAAAGCGUGCAAGGAGAACAUACACAGUAUUCAGACAUUGAAGGACUUCCAGUACAUAGAUCGAGAUGGACAUGACCAGGGAGCCACUGUCCGAGAGAAGGCGAAGCGGUUGGCGUCUCUGCUGAGGGAUGAGGAAAAGCUGAAGAAAGAGCGCUCUCAUGCUUUGAAGUCCAAGUCGCGUGUGGCGGGGCUCCCCUCCCCCUUGGAUCGCUCCAUGUCCAGCUCAUCUUUUGAUUCCGACUUGCCGCCGUCCUACCCAUCCACCCCGUCUCGUCUUCCAUCUGAGAUUGAAAAAGCUCUUCCAACAAGCGCUGAAGAAGAGGAGCGGCAGCUGAAGCUGGCCAUCGCUUUGAGCCAGCAGGACAAUAACAAGCUGCCUCAAGAACAAACACAGCCAGCCCAACGUGCACCAUCCAUUCAGCCAGCCCAACGUGCACCAUCCAUUCAGCCAGCCCAACGUGCACAAGUCCAAGUCUCUCCAGACCUGGAUGAGGACACCCAGCUCAAAUUGGCCUUGAGCCUGAGCCAGGAGGAACACCAGCAGGAGGAGCGGCGCCGCAGAGAAGAAGAUUUGAAGCUCCAGAAAGUUUUGGAGGAGAGCAAACGUGACGCGGAUCAACCAAAAUCGGCCUUCAUGGACCUGGUAGAUGUUUUUGCACAGCCUGUAGAUCCUCCUCCCAGUGAUUACAAGUGGAAGAGCCCCUUACAAGCAGCUGCCAGUGCAGCAGGAACAGACCCCUGGGACUCUCUAGAUGGCCCCAGCAUUCCUCGAUCAGACGCUUCAUGGAUGGUACCACCACCUUCCUACAGCCCUCCACCGCCAUGGGAGCCUCCAACCAAACCAUGGGAUGCACCCCAGAGCAGUGUUUCUAAACCGAGCUUCUCGAGUAAAGAUUGGGAUAUACCUACAAAUGCUGCCUCCUCACUGGAUGCAAAAGUAAAGAAGGGAUCACUGAAGGAAAAUCCUCCUCGAAGUGCAAGCCCCUCAGAUGGCGAUCUGUUCGAUGAAGCAAUGGAUGGUGGACACUUCAGUGCAAAUGGCAGAGGGGAAGGAAGUCCUGAUCUUUUUGAUUUGACUAAGCUUGGAGAAAGCCUGGCUGACUCCACCCCUCGAAAAUGUAAGACACCGGAGCAGUUCCUGGGCCCCACUGCAGCCACAUUGGUAGACCUGGACAAUCUUAUCCCAAUAAACUCCAUGGCCAUGCCCAGUAACCCCUUUAUGUCAGCCCCGAGUGCUCCUUCCUCCAUCAAUCCAUUCCAAGCCGAGCAGCCAAAGCUGACUCUUAGUCAGAUGGGGACUGGCUCAACGGCAGCAGCUCCCACCGCUCCUUCUCUUUCAUUCAGCCCCUCCUUGCCUCUGUCUCUAAACAAUCAAGGUGCAACCAUUCCUUCAUCGUUCACUCACCCGACCCAGCCCAGUCUGGACAUGCCAAGGACCCUCCCUGAACCCCUGCUGCCCUUCUCCUCACCCAAUCCUCAGGGACUGCAAGCUGCACAGAGCACUCAAAACCCUUUCUUGGAUUAACAUAUAUAAUGCAGACCAAAUCACAGCUCAAAGGACUUGUCUGAAAAGCCUAUUCUUAGCUGUUUUGACAUGGUUGUAACGUUCAUUAACCAUUAGAUUGAUGCAAACUGGUUCUGCUUCCCAAUACCAUAUAGAAGACGGAUCUUUGCUAGAAGUCGGUCAUCUAGCCGAGACUUCAAUUACAAACUCCAAAAAAAAGCACAUUUUUAUAAUAUUUUGCUGCAAACAAACAUAGAUGUCAAAUUGCACCACUUUUCUGGAUCAUUUGAAAGAGUUGCUUAAGACUUUUUCAGUGCCUAAACUGUUCCUGCUUCCAGAAAUCUGCUAUUUUCUGCUUUUAUGGCUAGGUCCUAUUGAUUCCUUAACAUGUAGUGUUACUUUAGUGAAUUUAAAUGCAGUGUAAAUGUUGUUUUUGGGGCUUUGACAAAGUUUCAGUAUUCCUUAAAUGCAAGGCAGCAUUUGAGAAUUUUCUAAUGCUAGUUUCUGUUACAGGUAAGGCAUCAAAUGCAUCUGUAGACCUACAAAUGUUAAGUUUAAUUAGCCUUUCUCUCAUUGCUCUUGCUUUGCUCAGAAUGAAACUAUCACAAUCUGGUUUAAACCCAAACCAGUCUGUUUGUCAUUUGAUUGUUUUGACCGCCACCUGGUGGCAAAAAGCAUCCAACACACUUCAAACCAGAAGAGUUGACGAUCAAUGAACAAACAGGAAUUUCAGUGUCAUUUUUAAGUGUAUCUAAAGAAUGGAAGUUAAAAUGAACAAAUGUUCUCUUUAUGUUUUUUGGUUCUCCUUUGAUUAGUAGGAAUUUAUUAAAAUAUGUCAACUGGGCUCUCAUAUACUUUAAAGCAACAACCUAGAGGUCUAAAGUGGUUUAUAAACAGUUAUUAUGAGGAAGUCCUGUUUUUUUUGUGUGCUUUUAAUGUGGUGGAACGAUGAUCUUUAUUGCAAUAAAGUGCAAGAAUCUCA